This is a messenger RNA of Arctia plantaginis, 2688 nucleotides long. NCBI's taxonomy places the organism in Eukaryota, Metazoa, Arthropoda, Insecta, Lepidoptera, Erebidae. The record is from the annotation of a GenBank genome assembly.
AUGGAGCUGGGUUCGAAGUGGUUUGCGGACCUGGGCCCACCCUUCGGUGUGAUGUACUGCAUCAAAUGUGAGUGUGUUGCGGUACAAAAGAAGAGACGAGUUGUAGCUAAGGUUCACUGCCGGAACAUCAAGAAUGAAUGUCCGGAACCCUCAUGUGACACGCCAGUGCUUUUGCCUGGCAGAUGUUGCAAGACUUGCGCGGGAGAUCUUAACUCUCCAGAUAUUGUUCAAGAAGAUAGUCCAGUCGUCAUAACUACUGAAGAAGAUGAACGCAACAUGAAAUACUUUGCAUCAUUUCUAACUGGACGAUCUCCGCUAUGUGUGAGGCGCGAUGACAUGUCAGGAGUGCCAGUUGCACCAGGCGUAGCAACAGCGCGCCUUACAUUUCGGCGACGUCAUCUUUAUUGGUCUGUCCUCCUAAGUCCUUCAAUACAAAAUCAACCCCGAGCAUUAGCUUUCCUCGAUCGAGAAGGACGAGUUCUCUUAGAACAAUCUUUGAAGAAAAUACCCGGGAUUCACGCCACUUAUGAAGAAAAAACAGAUAAGCUUUGCGGUGUUUGGCGCCGAGUACCACGACAGUACAAAACGUUGCUAAGAGAUGGCGAUCUGCAUAUAGCAUUACUAUGGGGUGAUACUAGAAACAAUUCUAUCGAUGGCGCUCUUAGCGGUAGAAUCGACAGGUAUCCGGCUUUAUCAUCAGAGAUGUUUACGACUUUGUUGGAGCCGGAGCACCCGCCUGCUUCCAUUGGCCAAGGAGCAUGCGUGGAUUAUCCAACAAUGGAAUAUGAAGAUGGAUGGUGGGGAGGGACUGCAGUUAUAACAGCAGUUGCUGGAGCCACUCCAAGUUUAUACUUAGCAAUUGUUUUCAAUGGAGUCUUUCCCAAGACACCUGGUGCUCCACAUCUUGUUAGAGUCGUUCUAACAUUGCCCGAAAAGAAUCAAACGAUAAUUGAUCAGGUGCAGAAGGUAAGCAAACCCCAUUACGACUUCAACGUUCUCGAAGUUUCUACACCUGUGUCUGCAGCAGAACUACGUUCUUUAGCAAGGGGGAGAUUGUAUUUGUCUGUAGAAGCAGUCGGGUCUCCUGAAAGACGCAUUGUAGGGAGCGUCAGACAAAAAGCUGCUUGCGAAUUGUACAAUGCUCCGCUAGUUGCCGAGAGGCUGCCAGCAACGCCCGCUCCUGAAGGACUUGCCUUGCUUUACAUCGACAAAGAAGGUUCUCUUGUCUAUGACAUUCAGGUAGACAAUUUGGGAAUUACAGAUCCAAAAAUAACUUUAGUAGAGGAACAAGGCAAGCGUCACUCUCAGGUGGAAAUUUUAGACACACGUAUUGGAGUUUUGGCAAGACCAAGUGCAAGAAUCUUCCAGCCAUUGUAUGAAGAACAGUUGGCUGUACACAUUAGCGGCGAUACUGGACCACCGUUGCUUCGUGGGCGUCUUACGUCUAGGAUGCUGCCAGAUGCCGCAGGGUCUGGCCCCGCGUUGCUGCGUCGCACAGGACAAGUUCGCUUACCCGCUAAUAUGGCCGGCCUAGCUUGGCUGUCCGUUGAUUCCUUGUGUGGAUUGUAUUAUGAGACAGUCGUAACUGGAAGCAAUGCCCGUUCAUGGUCGAGCUGGUGGCUGGUGACACAUACAGCUGAAGAUGGAGGAGCCAGAGAGCUGGGUGGUGAAGAGGGCUGGGUGCUGGAGCCCACUGCGGCAGAACUAGUAGCUCUGCAUGUUGGCGUGGCACACCUGGAGUUGAGACAUGAUAAUGUCACCGUUCUACUGCGCACUAGAGUACCUCAGAUAAUUGUACCACCAUCGUGUCUGCCAGCAGUUCCUGGAACGGCUGACAAUGAGCUAAGCGCAAAGUAUACACCAGGGCCGUCAGAAGAUCAGAUUUCUGAUUAUUCGUUGUUCAGGCUGAAUGUUAACUAUUGUACACAGCGUGACAAGUUCUACAAGUUGGGGGAGAUUUGGACAGAUACUGAGACGUGUUCAAAAUGCUGGUGUGUGCUGGGUAUGCCACGAUGUGAGCCAAUCCAAUGUCCGCCGGUCAACUGCUUGGUACCCACGAUCAAGCCACCAGGACAAUGCUGCCCUAUAUGCACCAAUUCAACAACAGCGGUCUGGUCAGAAAACGGUAGCUGUUCACUAGCAGAUCAAACUUAUGCACCGGGUUCAUCAUGGCAUCCAUACCUUGUACCCGGUGGAUAUGACACGUGCGCCAUCUGCACAUGCAACUUUCAAACGCGACAAAUACAAUGUCCACGCGUCCGGUGUCCACCAUUAAAGUGUAGUGAGAAGGAUGCCUAUAGACCUGACAAAAAGGCUUGUUGUCGAGUUUGUCCAGAGUUGAAGGCAAAAAAACCAGAUGAAGAGACUCCUAAAGAUCAAGGGACACCACGAACAGCUGAAGAAAUUCUUGCUGAAGGCGGCUGUAAGUUCCCUGACGGACCCCUACCAAACGGCAAGGAAGUACAUCCGUCAAUACACUCUCACGGAGAACAGCGAUGCGUUACGUGCCGGUGCAAGGAUGGUGAAGUGACUUGCGUCCGCAAGAGAUGCGGUCGCGCCGCGUGCCAGCGACGGCGGCGCGUGGACGCGUGCUGUGCGUGCGCACGCCACCGCCGACAGCGCCGCACGGAGCGCCCCGCGCAUUCUACGCACUCCCUCACGAUGCCCGUAGCGCGCUCGCCCAGCUGA